Carassius auratus (goldfish) is the source of this 1358-nucleotide messenger RNA. RefSeq names its product visinin-like protein 1. Gene Ontology annotation, molecular function: calcium ion binding. The transcript has 3 exons. The record is from RefSeq and is a predicted model, not a curated record. The coding region runs from base 1 to 474 and encodes 157 amino acids. NCBI's taxonomy places the organism in Eukaryota, Metazoa, Chordata, Actinopteri, Cypriniformes, Cyprinidae.
AUGGUAGCCAUUGACAUCCGUGUUAUGGAAGAAAAGUCAAUGGCUACCAUCAACAGUUUGUUUUUCCCUUAUGGUGAUGCCUCCAAGUUUGCUCAACACGCUUUCAGAACCUUUGACAAGAAUGGAGAUGGCACCAUCGACUUCAGAGAGUUCAUCUGUGCCCUUUCCAUCACAUCACGAGGCAGCUUCGAACAGAAACUCAACUGGGCCUUUAACAUGUACGACCUGGACGGAGACGGCAAAAUCACACGAGUUGAGAUGCUCGAGAUCAUUGAGGCAAUCUACAAGAUGGUGGGGACUGUUAUCAUGAUGAAGAUGAAUGAGGACGGCUUGACGCCCGAGCAGCGGGUCGACAAAAUCUUCAGUAAGAUGGAUAAGAACAACGAUGAUCAGAUCUCAUUGGAAGAGUUCAAAGAAGCAGCAAAGGGUGACCCGUCCAUUGUAUUGCUGCUGCAGUGUGACCUGCAAAAAUGAGCGUCUCAGAAAAGAGCCAGGGACUGCACAAAUGAUUAAUGUUCCAUUCAGUUUGCAGCUAUUUCCACUGAUAAAAAAAAAAUUGCUUGGACUACCUUUCAAUGAAUCCGCUUCCUGUGUUUGAAACACUUGUGUGCAUGAGAAUGGUCUUUGCUAACGAAUUUCACAUAUGCCCCCACAAGAACACCUUUGCACACACAAAUUCUCUCUCUCUCUCUCUCUCUCUCUCUCUCACACACACACACACACACACAUACAGAACAUGCCAUGCACAAAUAGAAUUUCUGAAUAUAUUAUAUGGAUAUUAAUAUACAUAUAUAUAUUGACUGGUCAAAAUUAACUGCAAAAUAUAAAGAGUGUGCAAAGUACCUUCUGAAUCCACUGGAGCUUGCACAUCACUGAUGUGCUGUAUUAAAUCCAGCUACUAUUUAUUGUACUGAUGCUAGCUAUGUGUACCAUAUACUGCAUAAUGUCAACCGAAUCGAUUCUUAUGGUAAUCGAAACUGUUCCGGGUUUACCCACUCGUCUGGAUGGACAAAAAGAUAAGCUUAUGUCCACUGAACUUUUCCCUUCAAAUGUGCUUGUACUGUUGGUGAAUAUAAAUGUAGUUUAUUUGCAUGCCAUUAGGUUUGCCUUAAGAGUACUUCCCUCAUUUGCAUCAUGCAUAAUGAAUGAUAACACGCCUUAUUUAGAAGAAACAUUAGAGAUCUGAAAUAGAAUUAGAUGGUUAAUUCAUUGGUUUUGCAAAGAUCUGUGAUGCAUUGAUGGGAAAAGGCUAGUUUACUACACCUUCUAUGUCUAGCAUGUACAUCACAUGAGAGGGAUUCAGUGUGGCCGAAUGUAAUCUCUGAGAAUAAUUCAACAGCUGAUAGCAUAUAUUCAUU